Molecule: messenger RNA, 1490 nt
Organism: Malurus melanocephalus (red-backed fairy wren)
Lineage: Eukaryota; Metazoa; Chordata; Aves; Passeriformes; Maluridae
Gene: PLIN2
Product: perilipin 2
Exons: 9
Coding region: 121-1461 (446 amino acids)
Biological process (GO): lipid storage; positive regulation of triglyceride storage
Cellular component (GO): lipid droplet; cytosol
Source: RefSeq, a predicted model, not a curated record
GCCGGCGCUCCCCACUCAGCGGUGGCGGUGCCCGUGGCCGCGACCCUGCCCGUGCUCCAGUCGGCGGCUCCGACCCCUUCUCCCUCCUCCCGGGCUGUGUAAGGUUCAAGACCUGAAAAAAUGGCACUGGCAGCAAUUGAUCCACAGCAGAACAUUGUAUCGAGGGUUGCCAAGCUUCCUUUGGUGAGCUCCACCUAUGAUAUGGUGUCCACCGCUUACAUCACCACAAAGGAUAAYCAUCCUUACCUGAAGUCAGUAUGUGAGAUAGCAGAGAAAGGAGUGAAGACAAUUACAUCGGUAGCCAUGACAAGUGCUAUGCCUAUCAUUCAGAAACUGGAACCACAAAUUGUAGUUGCCAACAACUAUGCUUGUAUAGGUCUAGACAAAAUUGAAGAGAGACUGCCUAUACUGAAUCAACCCACCGACAAGGUUGUUGCCAAUGCCAAGGAUGUAGUUGUUGGAGCCAGAGAAGCUGUAACAACCACUGUGACUGGUGCCAAGGAAACAGUUGCUCACACGAUCACUGGAGUUGUGGGCAAGACUAAAGAAGCAGUGCAAGACAGCGUAGAAAUGACCAAAUCCGUUGUCAAUGGCAGCAUUAACACUGUCCUGGGAAGUCGUGUGGUACAAAUGGUGAGCAGCGGAGUGGACAGUGCUCUCACAAAAUCAGAGACCCUUGUAGAUCAGUAUUUUCCACUUACAGAAGCAGAACUAGAGAAAGAAGCUGCAAAUGUUGAAGGUUUUGAAGUUGAAGUUCAAAAGCCAAGCUACUAUGUUAGACUAGGAUCCCUGUCUUCGAAGGUCCGCACACGUGCCUACCAACAAGCCUUAAACAAAGUUAGAGAUGCUAAACAGAAAAGCCAGGAGACAAUCUCUCAGCUCCACUACACUGUUAGCCUGAUCGAGUAUGCCAGAAAGAACGUGAAUAGUGCCAAUAAGAAACUUCUUGGUGCUCAGGAGAAGCUUUAUCAAUCCUGGGUAGAAUGGAAGAGAAAUACAGGCCAAAAUGAUGGUGAUGAUCUGCGUAGUGCUGAGCACAUUGAGUCAAGAACUCUAGCUAUUGCACGGAGCCUCACUCAGCAGCUUCAGACCACGUGCCUCACACUGGUCUCAAGCCUACAAGGGCUGCCACAGAAUGUUCAGGAUCAGGUUUACGGUAUUGGGUCAAUGGCUGGUGAUGUCUACCAGAGCUUUCGGUCAGCAUCCUCCUUCCAAGAAUUAUCAGACAGCUUUAUUGCAGUUAGCAAAGGACAGCUGAAGAAAAUGAAGGAGUCUCUGGAUGAUGUGAUGGAUUAUCUUGUUAACAACACACCGCUCAACUGGCUGGUUCCAGAUUUCACUAUUACAGACCUGUCUUCAGAGUCAGAUGAUGUCCCAGACAUUUUGGAUUUGGAUGAAGAGGAUCAACAGGACUUUUCACGCACAAAUGGCCCUUACACUACAGGGCAAAGAGCUGAAUAGAGAAGCAUAAAAAUGUCUUUUUGAUACAA